Messenger RNA from Limanda limanda (common dab), 1890 nucleotides. Its product is annotated as nucleus accumbens-associated protein 2-like. NCBI's taxonomy places the organism in Eukaryota, Metazoa, Chordata, Actinopteri, Pleuronectiformes, Pleuronectidae. Gene Ontology annotation, biological process: regulation of transcription by RNA polymerase II. Gene Ontology annotation, molecular function: protein binding; RNA polymerase II cis-regulatory region sequence-specific DNA binding; DNA-binding transcription factor activity, RNA polymerase II-specific. The coding region runs from base 1 to 1890 and encodes 629 amino acids. The transcript is spliced from 7 exons. The record is from RefSeq and is a predicted model, not a curated record.
AUGUCGGACGGCCUGCUGCAGGUGGAGAUCCCAGACUUCGGCAGCAGCGUGCUGGGCAGCCUGAACGAGCAGCGGCUGCUGGGCCACUACUGCGACGUGUCCAUCCUGGUCCAGGGUCAGGCCUUCAAGGCGCACAGGGCCGUGCUCGCCGCCUCCUCGCUGUACUUCAGAGACCUGUUCAGCUCGGCCACUGACUCCUCCUCCUCCCAGGCGGUGUUUGAGCUGCCGUCUUCGGUGACGCCGACGUGUUUCCAGCAGAUCCUGUCCUUCUGCUACACAGGCCGCCUCAGCAUGGCCGCCAGCGAGCAGCUGGUGCUCAUGUACACCGCCGGGUACCUGCAGAUCCAGAACAUCGUGGAGCGAGGCAUGGAGCUGAUGAUGAUGAAGGCCUCCUCCUCCUCCUCCCCUCUCUGCUGCGACUCACAGACGACAUCGGUAGACGAGCUCGGGAGCUAUGACAACCUGGUGGUCCAGCAGCAGCACAGCGCCCCCCGGCUGCAGGAGGCCAGUCCGGACCAGCCGGCCCUGAGUCCCGAGGAUCUGCUGUUAGCUGUGAGCAGGAUAAAACAGGAGCGAGCCGACACUCCUCCGGCUCAGGAGAACGCAGGAGCAGCGGCAGGAGGAGGAGAGGAAACCAGGGGGGACAUGGCCGCCGACCUCCAGACCUCCAGGAACAGUGCUCUGUGUUACCUGGGGGCCAGUGGAGCUUUGGUCCCAGGGCUGCAGUCCUACCUGCUGGCUGCUGGGGGGCGCUCCAGUCCAGAAGGGUCCAGUCUUCCCACAGACUCUCCUCCCUCUCACCCCCCCACUGAGGAGGAGCUGGAGGAGGAUUACUACGGCAACACAGUCCAUCCUGGACUCUACCAGCACCUCUACGGGCAUCCUGCAAACGCCUACAUCCAAGAGAAGCUGGAUAUGCUGCCUCUCCCAUUGGCUAACGAGCGGCGACCCUGUGUUCUGGUUGGUCGUGACAACAUGGCUCUACCCGCCAGUCUGAUCAGUCAGAUCGGGUAUCGCUGCCACCCGUCACUGUACACCGAGGGCGACCCGGGGGAGAAGGUGGAGCUGGUGGCAGGUUCGGGUGUGUUCAUGACUCGAGGUCAGCUGAUGAACUGUCACCUGUGUGCUGGGGUCAAACACAAGGUGCUGCUCAGGAGGCUGCUGGCCACCUUCUUCGACAGAAACACACUGGCCAAUAGCUGUGGAACAGGGAUCCGCUCCUCCACCAAUGAUCCGAGCCGAAAGCCCCUUGACAACCGAGUGUUAAACACUGUGAAACUCUAUUGUCAGAACUUUGCCACCAGCUUUAAGGAGAGUGAGAUGAACGUCAUAGCGGCCGACAUGUGCACCAACGCUCGCCGGGUGAGGAAGCGCUGGCUCCCCAAGAUCCAGUCGCUGCUGCCGGACGCCGGCCUCCCGGCCUCCCGCAAGGCCAAGCGUGGGGGCGGAGCUGCGGCUGCAGAGGCCGCGGUGCAGCCCGGCGGCGGCGGCCCCUUCGAGCUGGACCUGCGGCAGCUCAGCUCCUCCUACCUCAGCCUGGAGGCGCCGCUGUACACAGAGAGACGCGGGAGGGAGGCCGCGGGGGAGAGAGAGAGGGAGAGAGAGAGGGAGAAGGAAGCGCCAGCCGCCAUCUUGCCUCACCUGCAGUUCGCCGGGUCGCGUGGGGGCGGGGCCGGAAGUGGACAGGUGCAGGACGGGCUGACGGGAGGCGAGGCCGACGGGGGGGGGAGGUUACAGACUGAACCCGCUUCACACCUCCCCCUGUCCCUCUCCUCCUGCUCCUCCUCCUCCUCCUCGCACCCCUCCCCCCAACCGGAAGAGCCCGCUCCUUCUAGAGGAUUGGCCGACACAGAAGAGAGGGGGGCGGGGCCUCUGGAAGACAGCCAAUAA